AUGGUCGAUCAAACAUUGCCCAAUAUUGCUUAUCCCAUUAGGGUUAUAAUACCAAUUGUCUAUUUUAUUAUCACUAUUAUCGCAUUAAUUGGUAAUUUAAUCAAUUUUUAUUCACUAUGUGUUAGUAAAAAACGAUAUGUUCGAAAAAGUCUUCAUUUGUUAGUAUGGAAUGUAGCAUUUUCCGACACACUAUGGGUAUUGAUAUUUUUUAUUGUUAAAAUGGUAUCAUAUGCGGAUUUGGGACAACAUUUUUAUAUUGGAUGGUUAAAUAAUCAAUGGUGUAAAGCCGAAUAUUAUAUUUUGCGUUCAAUGGAUUUUCUUUUAGCUUAUACAAUUGUGUUUAUGUGUAUUGAUCGAUGUGUUCGACAUAAAACAUGUUGGUAUGGUAUACGUCGAUUUAAAACUGGUCUAUGUAUUAUUUUUGCAUUAUGGUUAUCCAUUUGUUAUGCUCUAAUACCAAUAUUAUUUUUUAAUCAACAAUUAGUAUCAUUAAACUAUGGCUCAUAUGAAUGUCAAACAAAUUCAGAACUUAUUAAUCAAUUAAAAUGGCUCGAUUUGCGAUCGAUACAGACGCCAAUACAAACUAUUCAUAUUCUGGAUUUUAUGUUUGGCAAUGGUUUACCAGUAUUUUUAAUGAUCGUGUUUCUGAUUUUGAGAGUAAUUUGUCAUCGACGACGACCAAAUAUAACUAUGGAUACAGACCCUUAUAAACAAUUAGAUUUAGGUUUAUACGAUGAUGAACAUCCAAAUUUGUCGAAAAUGGUCAUUUUCUAUGUUCUAAUCUAUAUUCUUUGUCAAUUACCCUAUUACAUCUAUCGUCUCGUUCGUAUUUAUCAACCGGAUAUCGAUAAAAACUUGAAUACAAUGAACAUCUUGUAUGCGAUCGAUAUUCCACUCAUCAUAUUGAGACUCAUAAAUCGUGCCAUCAAUCCAUGGUUAGCUUUUUUUUUCAUGAGACAAUUACGUGAUUCAUCUCGAGAUUUUUGUUCAUUUUGGUGUUGCGGUUGUAUACCAGGGUGUCCCAAUCGAUGGAAUUGUUUAAAAGAUUGUACAUCAUGUUUAAAAGAUGAAUGGUACGAUUUAACAGCCAAUAAUCAUAUGGUUAGAGAAAUAAGAUCGACAGGUAAUACUAUGAAAAAAGAAUAUUUGGAUGAAAAUGGAAAACGUGUAAGACAGACAUACGAAGAAUAUGUCAGAUAUUAUCAACGACCCAAAACACAUUUUUCCGAUGCAAAUCCAGCUCUAUUACUCGGUGGGAAAUCGAUACCAGAAAAUUAUGGUUAUACAAAUCAAGCCUAUUCAACAACAAAAACAAACGCACCACAUGCAAGUGAACCGAGAACUGAACUCUGA
Didymodactylos carnosus is the source of this 1353-nucleotide messenger RNA. The record is from the annotation of a GenBank genome assembly. Lineage: Eukaryota; Metazoa; Rotifera; Eurotatoria; Philodinida; Philodinidae.